This is a messenger RNA of Triticum dicoccoides, 1644 nucleotides long. RefSeq lists its product as uncharacterized. The transcript has a single exon. The record is from RefSeq and is a predicted model, not a curated record. NCBI's taxonomy places the organism in Eukaryota, Viridiplantae, Streptophyta, Magnoliopsida, Poales, Poaceae. Gene Ontology annotation, molecular function: protein binding. The coding region runs from base 2 to 1588 and encodes 528 amino acids.
CAUGGCUAGGAGCGGGAGGGAUCGAUUCCUGCGCUGCCGCCGCCGCCGGCGGCCGCAGGUGGUCCACGGUGAUGACCGGAUUAGCGCCCUAUCCGACGAUCUCCUGCUCGACAUCCUGGGCCGCCUUGACACCCGCACGGUUCUCGGCACCGGGAUGCUCUCCAAGCGCUGGGCCGGCCUCCCCCGCGAGCUCCCCGUCCUCGACUUCAGCGUCGGGGACAUACUCCCGCCGCGCUACCACCGAUGGGUCCUCCUUCAUCGGGACCCCGAGGUAGCCGGUUUCCACCACAAAUCCGGCGCGGCAAAGGUGCAGAAGGCCAUGCGUCACAUCAGGAGGUACGAGCGGCGCGCCAUGCGCGCCUUGACCAGCUCCGUGGAGCGCCUCUCGGACGCGGCGGCUGGCCGGAGGGUCAGCAGGCUGACGCUCGAGUUCUUCUCGACCCACAACACCGGCUGCAUCAACCGGCUCAUCUCCAGGGCCAUCGAUGCUUGGGAGGUCCGUGACGUCGUGGCCGUCGCUAAGCCGGUCUACUCGCAACGCCGAAAGUUCCACGCCUUCCCCAGCCAGGGCAUCUGCGACGCCCCGCACGCGUCACGCGUGCGAAGCCUCAAACUCGGAGGCUGCGCGCUCCCGCCGCUGCGCGGGCACGGCGCGCUCGCCGUGCUCGUCCUGCAGGACACGCCGAUUUCGACGCCCGUGUCGGCGUACGAGGGCAUCUUCACCUCGUGCCCGCAGCUGCAGGUGCUCCACCUCAUCUCCUGCUGCAGCGCCGGCAUUGGGCAGAUCACCGUGGACGCCCCCGGGUCAGACCUGAGGGAGCUCGUCGUCGACAACUGCGUCGGGUUCAUAGGGAUAGGCCUGCGGGCUCUUCCCAGGCUCGAGCGGCUGGCCUCCCUGGGCACCAGAGUGAGCUUCGAGACCGCCUCGUUUCCCUGCCUCAGGCGAUGCAACCUCGCCCUGUGCAGGGGCAUCACGGAGGCAACGGCUCGCCGAUACUCUGUGCCACGCACGAAGCUGGAGCUUGGCUCGUUUGUGGGGUGCAUCCCGGACGUCACGGACAUGAUCAUUCGGUUCACUGGACCUGACAGACGGAUCGUGCCGUCCGUUUCUUCGCCGGCGCUGCUACCAAAUCUCCGGCGGCUGCUGGUCGCCGACGUGCCUCGGUGCUGGGACGUCUCGUGGCCGCGUCUCCUCCUUGAGACGGCGCCUUCCCUCGAGACCCUCCAUGUCCACAUUGCCCCGCCUUGCAAAGAGGAAGAGGAGCCCAGCGGCGAUGAGAUAUCGUGGCAGCCCGCCAUGCUCGGGCACCGGCACCUCAAAGAGUUUGUGAUGGCUGGUUUUGAGGGGACGGAGAGGCAGGUUUACCUCGUCAGGUUUGUCAUGGGAGUGUGCAGCACGGCGUUGCGCCAUGUCGCCAUGCUCAAGAAGGGGCAUGUCCGGGACAAGGGGCACUGGGACUGGGAGAUGGUGACGCAGCAGCAGCAGAACUCGCAGUGGACCGACGAUGAGAAGGACAAGACGCUUAAGCAGAUCAUGAGCGGGGUUCCUUCUUCCUCAACCGCUUCUCCAGUUAUAGUUUUUGGCUGAUUUGCUGUAAUCUUUGUCCAUCCAUAACGUGAAAGUGCGAGCAUUUGCGAGUUAAA